GUUUGUUUUCUGUGGGUUUCUUUUCCGUUUCUCUCUAUGCGCGAUGGUUUGAAGGAACAAUAAAAUAACACCCUUCACAACAAUGACAACUGAGCUAACGCUCUUUCUCUCCCUCUCUUUCUUCGUCUCUUUCGCAGGUUGGUGACGGUGGUUGCGGAGAAGCUGAUGAAAUCAUGAAUAUAGCGAUAUUUGGUAGUUGUCGAGAGUGAGUUAGUGAUUGAGAAAGAACGUGCUACUACACACUCGCACACAGAAACAUAGUGAGGUGAGAAAGAGAAAAGAGAAUGUUUAGGUUGCAUAAGCAGAGGGCGGCGAAAUCAGGGGAUAAAAUUGACUUCAGAAUCUCUCACCUCAAGGCGCUCCAGGUACCCAAAGGGUGGGACAAGCUGUUUGUUUCUGUUGUCUCCGCAGAAAAUGGCAAAACAAUUGCAAAGUCGAGCAAAGUCCCAGUGCGUAAUGGAGGUUGUCAAUGGUCAGAUAGCUUUUCAGAAUCUAUAUGGGUUUCGAGAGAUAAUUCCUCGAAGGAGAUUGAUGAUUUUGUCCUCAAGCUUAUUGUUGCAAUGGGGUCAUCAAGAUCUGGCAUCCUGGGGGACGCCACUGUUAGUUUGACUAGCUAUAUGAGUUCAGAUGCUGCUAUUCCACUUUCAAUCCCACUGAAUAAGUGCAACCAUGGGACAACUUUGCAAGUAACUGUGCAGUGCCUGACACCAAGAACGAAACAUAGGGAUCAAGAUACAAAUUUCCAUUUGAAGGCCAGCAAUGAAAAUAAUUAUGAUCUGCCUAUCAAGUCCAAUGAAUCUGAUUAUUCAAAUAUCCAGAGUGUUGAAUCUUCCUCUGUUGAAGAUUUUGAUUCUAUCUUAUCCCCCGGAGAAAUUGAGACAAGGGCAACAAGCUUCUCCGGAUCUGUAUCAAACUGCAGCCAUUACUCAACUGAGGGUUCCACAGGAAGGGAAAAUAUUUCCUCUAGUAUCAGUGACGGGCAGAGCCCGACUGGAAUACAAGGUUCUGCCAGCUCCCAGAAAAGUGUAUCCCAUCACGAUUACCCUGUAAAUUCUUCUCAGUCAAAUGAUUCGUCAUUUGUUUCCCAGAAUAUACAAGAGAUUGGGUCAUUGUAUUCUAAAACGACAAAUGCUUCCAAUAAUCGUCUGGAACCUGCAGAAGACACAACUGAAGAGCUACGGGCAGAAGCGAAGAUGUGGGAAAUGAAUGCCCGAAAGCUAAUGGGUGAUUUAGACGUGUUGAGGAAAGAAUUCUCAGAUCAAUACGAAAAUCUGGCAGGUAUAAAAACUGAACUUUCAGCGGCCCAGGCUGAGCGUGAUAGUUUGAAAAAAGAAGUUGAAAAGUUAAAAUUGUCGAGUGAGGAUCCAAGAGCGAGAAAGCGAGCAUCGGAUGAUUCACUAUGUGAAGGUGAAUGUUUUUCAGAAGUUGAGAAUGCUCUAAAGGAGGAAUUGAAGUUCGAAAAAGAAUCAAAUGCCAACUGGUCUUUGCAACUGAAGAGGAGCCAAGAAGCAAAUCUGGAGCUCGUUUCUGUUCUUCAGGAGCUGGAAGAGACCAUUGAACAGCAGAAAAUUGAGAUAGAAACCCUUUCAUCAUUACCCUCCAAAUUCAGUGAUCUGGACCAAUCUUUCCAAGUAAGUACACAAGAAAACAAGCAGUUAAUGCAACAGCUAGAACAACUGGAGGAGUCGAAGAAAAAUCUGCUAGUCAAGGUGCAAGAGCUGGAAGAUGCCUUGGAGGACAAAAUGCGAGAUACUGCACAUUUGAAGAUUCAAAAUAACAAAACCCUUUCAGAUAUUGAAAUGGAAUAUGAAGGACAAUUAGUCGCUAAAGAUGAAGAAAUAUUAAGUUUGAAAGCAAAGCUAUCUGAAUCUGUCCCAGAAAGUUGUAAUGUGGAGACUGUGUCCAAAAAUUUAGGUGAUGCAGACCUUUUAAGAGAAAUUGAAUUACUGAAAGAGAAAGUUCAGGAACUUGAGGUGGACUGCAAUGAACUGACAGAAGAAAACCUUGACCUCUUAUUCAAGCUAAAAGAAGCAAACAAAAGUUUGAAAGAUGGUGGAGCAUCUCAAGACCUUUUGUCAGACAAGGUCAAAGAUCAAUGUUCUACUAGCUUUGGAUCUGAGAUAAGCAACAAUUUAUUUCGAAUAUUCCGUUCAGGAGACAUGGUCCAAGGGGAAAAUAACAUCAAGAUUAGUGAUAAUGAUCACGUUUCGAUUCAAGAGCUUGAGACUUCAAAAUUAGCUCUAGAAGUCCGAAUCACAGAUUUGAAUACGGAACUUACUAAUAAAUCAUCUGAGAUAGGAAAUCUUGAGGCUAAUUUAUCAAACAAAGAAAAGGAGAUCGGGGUUCUGCAAAAGCUACUGGAUGAGCUAGAAGCCAAGGUUUAUCAUCUUGAACAAGAACAUAGUCAACAUGAGAAAGACAUGGAAGCCAUGAAAAAAGAAAAUAAGCAUGAACUGGAGCUCAUCAUAUCAGAAAUAGAACAGGAAAGGCAACAGUUGUCAACGCGCAUUUCUGUUUUAGAAGCUCAGUUGAGAGAUUUGACAAAUGAAAGAGAGUUUCAUUUAACAGAACUAGAGAACUCCAGAUCUAAAGCUGCAAGGCUUCAAGAGAAGAUUAUGGAGAUGCAGACUCAGAUAGAUUCUUCAACAGAAGACUUAGAGCAAAAAUUAAAGGUUACACAAUUUCGCUGGUCAGAAGCACAAGAAGAAUGUGAAUAUCUAAGAGUGGCAAACCGGAAUUUACAAAAUGCCAUAGAAAAUCUUACAGAAGAAUGUAGUUUUUUCAAGAAGAUAAAUGGAGAUUUGAGGCAGGAAAAGUUGAAGGAACAGGAAAAUUGCUCCCUUAUGGGAGCCAGAUUAAGGGAAUCAGAUGAAAGAUUCGCUAAGUGCUCUGAAAGAGUUGAGCACCUGGAACAGAGCUUCACUUUAAUGCAGGAAGAUAUUGCAUCAGAAAUGAAACAUCUAAUUUCAGAUUUAGAUGUUCUUUUUGAUGAAAAUAGGAAACAGAUGGAACAGGGUGAAGUAUUACUGAAUCAGAUGCAAAUGGAGAAGAUGGUAGAAACUCAAAACCUAGAACUAGAAGUUGAGAACCUCCGUUUGAAACUUUCGGCAGCAUAUGAUGAAAAAGAGAGAAUAGCUUCUAACGCUUUACUUGAAGUAUCCACAUUACGCGCUGAUAAAGCCAAACUGGAAUCUGCUUCUGAAGAAGCUCAAUCUAAAGUGAUUUUGGCUCAGAACGAGGUUGAUGCGCUGCAGUCUCAAUAUGAACAAAAGCUGAAAGACGUAACAAAUCAACUUGCUGAAUACAAAAUUAAAGUGGAAAUGCUGACAACUGAACAUGAAAAGCUGUUGAAGCUGGUGGAAGACAGCAAAUCAAGAGAGCUAAAAUUCAAAAGUACUAUAAAUGCUCUUGAAUUAAAACUUACAGUCACUGAAUAUGAAAGACAACAAAUCAUGGACGAAUCUGGAAAUUUAAAGGUUAAAUUGCAGCAGAACCAUCAACUUGAAAAUGAGAAUAUAGCUCUAAAGAAUGAGCUCAAUGCUUCUAAAUCUGAGAAAGAAAGACUCGAAGAAACAAGAUGUGUCCAGGAUACUGAUCUCAGUAACAGCAGAAGAAUAAACAGGCAGCACCAACAGACCAUACAACUUCUUGAACAGGAAAAAGCUGAGUUCCAAACAAAAGCCCAAGCCCUUGAAGAAGAAUUGAAGCUGAUUAAGGAACAAAAGAGAAAUCAGGUUUCGAAGCUAAACAGGAAAUCUUCACCUGUUCACGAUGAUCUGAAGUCAUCAAAAAAUCUUGGGGUGAAGAAUAACAAUCAACAUCGCAUUAAUAGGAAAAAGUCAUUAAAGAAUGACAGCAUCAAACAUUAUAGUGAGGUAGAAACUGAACUUGGACUUGAUGAAAAUGUUCAUGCUGUUGAAGUAGAUCCACUAUCGAAGACUCAAUUGUGUGAUAAUGAACUAGCAAAAGCAAACGAAGCCAAUAAUAAUUAUGAAGCUCGAUUUCACAGAUCACCAUCUAGAGGUCAAAAAAUCCAGGCAAAUGGCCCACUAAAAUCAAUGGCUGAAGAAGUAGUAACGAAAGAAAAAUUUGAACGUAUAAAAUCUGUGCUAGAGGCAGAUUUAAGAGAUAUUCAGGAGCGCUACUUCCACAUGAGCCUUAAGUAUGCUGAGGUCGAAGCUGAGCGUGAAGAACUUGUGAUGAAGCUUAAGGCAACCAAGAACAAAAAAGGGUGGCUUUCAUAGAACUAUGGUUAAUCCAAUGACCCUUUCUUGGAUUUGAGGCUGCCAAUCUCGGGUAACUUUUCUAACGAAAUUUAAGUGUCAGAUUUUUCAAUCAACUAUAGGAUGUACCAUUUGAAAAUGAAUCAUUCAUUGAAUAGUAGAAUAGUAAUAAAACUAUAAUGGUCAUUGUACUUGUAAAUAUCAGAAAUUUUGAAGGUAAAAUUACACUUAGCAAGUGCUAUUGUAAUGGUUUUGGGUGGUCAACACUUGCUUUUUUCUUGUAUACUACUCUUUUGUAUCCCAAGGGUUUGAAGGUUCAAUUUCCAUACUCGCAAAAUUCAUUAUUUGGGCUGCUAUAUGAGCUUGUAUUAUUCAAUAAAGAAUAAAGGAACACACAAAAUUAAAAGAUGUUUCUUCCAUAUAUCCAGGUGACCAACUGACCAUCCCACUAACACAGGAAAAUAAGCAAUUACAUUUAGAAAUACACCGUAUGGGUCUACAUCUCUACAUUUACCUGACUUACUGGUAAAUGCAGCCAAAGACUUUGCAAUUUUAAACUAUUGUAGUGUAGCCAAAGACAAAAUUCCAUUUGCAUAUUUGGAAGAGAAACAAAUAGGACAAAACAAG
Vigna radiata var. radiata (mung bean) is the source of this 4850-nucleotide messenger RNA. RefSeq names its product myosin-11. The coding region runs from base 285 to 4244 and encodes 1319 amino acids. The record is from RefSeq and is a predicted model, not a curated record. Lineage: Eukaryota; Viridiplantae; Streptophyta; Magnoliopsida; Fabales; Fabaceae. The transcript has 9 exons.